Messenger RNA from Danio aesculapii, 933 nucleotides. Its product is annotated as regulator of G-protein signaling 20. The transcript has 3 exons. The record is from RefSeq and is a predicted model, not a curated record. NCBI's taxonomy places the organism in Eukaryota, Metazoa, Chordata, Actinopteri, Cypriniformes, Danionidae. The coding region runs from base 132 to 719 and encodes 195 amino acids.
UCAACUGUUUCUUUAAAUAGUCUAACGUCGUUGUAUGACCAGAAUACCAUUUUAAGCAGGCGUUCUAGAAAAUUUCAUUAAGGCUGUUGUCUCUCCUGAGACUUGCAGAUGUCGCACCGUGCACACAGUAGAUGUUUAUUUCACAUACACUAAAAACAUGUUUUUAUAAUCUGUAUGUAACUGUGCGCGUAUGUGUGUGUGUGUGCAGUCUGACAGUACAAUCUGUUAAGGAGGAAAGCAUUACGACGACAUUCUCAGAAAAGCAAGAGAAGGAGGAGGAGGAGGACACUAAUCAGAUACCUCAGCUCACUCUGGAAGAGGUACAAGCAUGGGGAGAGUCAUUUGAGAGGUUAAUAAAAAGUGCACAAGGACGAUUGCACCUCCAACAGUUUCUUAAGUCUGAAUUUAGUGAAGAGAACCUGAUGUUCUGGCUCUCCUGUGAGGAUCUAAAGAAAGAGACCAACAAAACCACGGUAGAACAAACUGUGAAACAAAUAUAUGAGGACUACGUCUCUGUAUUGUCAACUAAAGAGGUAAGUCUGGAUUCACGUGUACGUGAAGUGAUCAACAGGAACAUGCUGGAACCCUCAUCUUGCACGUUUGAUGAGGCACAGCAGCAGAUCUACACUCUGAUGCAGCGAGACUCCUACCCUCGAUAUAUUAACUCUAGUAUGUACACAGAACUCAUACAGAGCCUUGAACAGCCCAAUGAGUCCUAACAUACUUACAGGAAAGUACACAAAACACAGGCCUAGUACACAUACUGUAUCUGAAGAUGGCACCGUUAACUCUAACUGCAGGACAGAUCAGCAUACACAUCUGCUGUUAGUACAUAUCUAAGAUUCAUCUUCUGUGACUACUUGCUGUUUUAUUUAAAUUUUAUUUUUUUUAACCAAAGCACUUUGGAUUACAUUUUACAUUUAUCAUAGUUUG